CAUUCGUACCCUUUUCAUUUACAACAAUAAACUAAGAGAAAGUAACAGUUCAGAGAGUCUAACCAUGGCAAUUGCAGUUGCAGUCUUCAGCUCCCUUCUUCUUUGCUCAGUGUUUUCCCUUGGUGAUGCUUUGAGCUCAAAUUACUAUGAUAAGACAUGUCCUUCAGUGGAGGAUAUCGUCACAAAUGUAGUCAAGGAAGCAUUCACAGAAGAUAAAACAGUCCCAGCUGCCCUGCUUCGCCUGCAUUUCCAUGAUUGCUUCAUAAGGGGAUGUGAUGCUUCUGUGCUGCUAGACAAAUUUGGGAACAGCAAAGUAGAGAAAUCCGGCCCUCCAAACCUUUCACUGCAUGCGUUUUUUGUCAUUGACAAUGCAAAGAAGGCGGUAGAAGCUGCUUGUCCAGGAGUUGUCUCAUGCGCUGACAUAUUGGCUUUAGCUGCAAGGGAUGCAGUAGUCCUUGCAGGUGGUCCCACUUGGUAUGUGCCUAAAGGAAGGAAAGAUGGGAGAACAUCCCUUGCCAGUGAAACAAGACAACUUCCAGCACCCACAUUCAACUUAUCUCAGCUCCAACAAAGUUUCUCUCAAAGAGGCCUAAACCUCGGAGAUUUAGUAGCUCUUUCAGGUGGACACAGUCUCGGUUUCUCCCACUGCUCGUCAUUCCAAAACCGAUUGCACAACUUUGACACAACUCAUGACGUUGACCCCUCAAUAAAUCCUUCCUUCGCUGCCAGCUUAAAAAGAGUGUGCCCUGCACACAGCCAAGUGAAAAAUGCUGGUUCCAACAUGGAUCCUUCCCCAACAAUGUUUGAUAACACAUAUUACAAGCUAAUACUUCAAGGAAAGAGUCUGUUUUCAUCAGACCAAACCUUGCUCACUUCUCCAAGCACCAAAAAAUUGGUUUACCAAUAUGCUGGUUCCAAGAAAGCUUUCUAUGAGGCAUUUGCUAAGUCUAUGAUCAAGAUGAGCAGCAUCACAGGAGGGCAGGAAGUAAGAAAGAAUUGCCGAGUGGUCAACUGAGGCACAUUCACCUUUGGGAUAUCUAAUUUAAAUACUACAAUGUGUCAUUAGAAAAGUUUAGUCAAGGCAAUCAAGCACAAUGGAUUGCCUUAGUUUGCAGUGUGUGAGCCUUUUAUUCCCCUAUUUCAUACAGUCAUACUAGGAUGAAUUUCUACAGAAGGUCCAUCUUAAAAACAUCCUUUCAGAGGAAAAUCAACAAUAAGGUUAUUUGUUGAGAUCCCUGGACAAGGGAAAAGAGGUCUUGAUUGAAUGUGGCAGUGCGCUGCAUUGUCAUUUGCAUGAAGUGUAUCCUACUUGCUUCAGUAUUACAAAGCAGAUAGCAGUAUUGUCUAUUGUGAUGGAAUAGCUACAAAUUACCUUAAA
Messenger RNA from Chenopodium quinoa (quinoa), 1378 nucleotides. Its product is annotated as peroxidase 64-like. Gene Ontology annotation, molecular function: peroxidase activity; heme binding. Gene Ontology annotation, cellular component: plasmodesma; plant-type cell wall. The coding region runs from base 65 to 1015 and encodes 316 amino acids. The transcript is spliced from 4 exons. NCBI's taxonomy places the organism in Eukaryota, Viridiplantae, Streptophyta, Magnoliopsida, Caryophyllales, Amaranthaceae. Gene Ontology annotation, biological process: hydrogen peroxide catabolic process; response to oxidative stress. The record is from RefSeq and is a predicted model, not a curated record.